GGUACAAAAGUUCUGAUUUUGGUAGAACCCUAGAAACAAAAGAAAAUCAUCAAGGCGAAUACGAUGGGAGAAGAACAACAGCAACAUGAAGAAGACGAUGGGAACCAGAAAUCAGGUCCCAACUCCUCCGCCCCCUUGACUCAAGCUCAGUUUCUCUUAUGGAAAACCCAAAAGGAUGCUGAAGCAGCGACCAAGAAAGCCGAAGUAUCAAGAAAACUCGAGGCGGACGUAGCUGCAGGGUUGGUGCAAAUGAAUGGCCGAGAACUUUUCAAGCAUGAACCUUGGGUUUUUGAUAACAAUUUGUAUUAAGAUCGGGUAAGAACUUGUAUCGGGUUUUUAACAUAUAUCGACCUCUUUUAUUAAAAUCUUGAAAUGGAAUAAUACUCAAUUUGUUUGGUUUAAUGGGGAAUUGGAAUACAUAUUCAGCU
Cynara cardunculus var. scolymus (artichoke) is the source of this 428-nucleotide messenger RNA. RefSeq lists its product as uncharacterized. The record is from RefSeq and is a predicted model, not a curated record. NCBI's taxonomy places the organism in Eukaryota, Viridiplantae, Streptophyta, Magnoliopsida, Asterales, Asteraceae. The coding region runs from base 64 to 309 and encodes 81 amino acids. The transcript has 2 exons.